Molecule: messenger RNA, 2101 nt
Organism: Sclerotinia trifoliorum
Lineage: Eukaryota; Fungi; Ascomycota; Leotiomycetes; Helotiales; Sclerotiniaceae
Source: the annotation of a GenBank genome assembly
GGCUCAUUGAUUUGUGCGCCAGUAAGAAAAAACUAGACAACAUUAUCAUUGAAGUAAUUCUCAUGAUUAUUUCAUGAAUGUUCGUCAGGAAAGUCUGGAGAAGAGAAGUGCUUCUGAUACCACAAACGUAUUUACGACCUUUCCACACCAAAUACAACUGGAUUCCUGAAGCAGAGAGAAUCGCAGAGGAGGGGAGAAGGAAUAAGAUGGGAGGAACGACGCAUUAUAGUGAUUGGUCGCAUGAGGAUUUGAUCAAGAGGGUAACUCAGUUGGAAAAGCAACUUGUCAAUAAUACCAAAAGGUAUUCAUUCAUUCUUCAUCAUUCAUUCACAAACUCUAAUCCUCCAAAUCCAAUACUGAACAAAACACCAGCGCAACUCCCAUUCCCAAGAGAAAUAUACAGAAACCUCGCCAUGUGCGGGAAUUCGAUCCCUCCAAAUACAAUACUCGACUUAUCGCUCUCAAACUAGCAUAUUUGGGAAAACGCUACAAUGGAUUCGAACAUCAUGCACACCCCACACCUUUAACUACUAUUGAAGAAGAAUUAUGGCAGGCGUUGAAUAAGGCUCGUCUUAUAUUUCCUCAGGGAGUUAAUCCCAUGGCGCCGGGUGAGGUCAAUUGGGAAGGAUGCGAAUAUUCGAAAUGUGGGAGGACGGAUAAGGGUGUUAGUGCUUUUGGACAGGUUAUUGGAAUUAGAGUUAGGAGUAAUCGACCGCUUGCUAAACCGAAAGCCAAGCCCGCACCAGAAGAAUCUGCAGAGGGAGAAGCAGGAGCAGAAGAUGAUAUGUAUAACACGUAUCCGAGGGAAAAUGGCAUCGAAGUUACAUCUGCGCCGCUUUCCCCAUCAGCAGGUAUUCCAGGACCACGGGGGACGGAUGGUGGAGCAUUUGAUUUGUCGGAUCCGGAUAUUCAGGAAAGUCUUGAUUUUAAUCACAUUACUGAUGAGAUACCUUACCCACAAGUACUCAACCGUCUUCUGCCACCUGAUAUCCGUAUACUGGCGUGGUGUCCGUCACCACCUAUUGAUUUCUCCGCUCGCUUCUCCUGUCGCGAACGUCGCUAUCGAUAUUUCUUUACCCAGCCUGCAUUUUCUCCCAUUCCUUCUCAGCUGGAACAUGGCGCAUCAGCUAGUAAAAUGAAAGAUGGGUGGUUAGAUAUUGAUGCUAUGAGGGAAGCGGCAAAGUUAUAUGAAGGUUUACAUGACUUUAGGAAUUUCUGUAAGGUUGAUCCGGGGAAACAGAUUACGAAUUUUGAGAGGAGGAUCUUUUAUGCGAAUAUUGAGGAGGUGAAUGAUUAUACAAGUUCGCUGGCUUAUGUAAACGGAGAUUCGUUUCUUGAUGAUUCGAUUCAUUCCAGAACUGAUGGUGAGAGUAAGGCUCCUAAAGUCUAUACUUUCGAUCUUCAUGGAUCAGCAUUCCUUUGGCAUCAAGUACGUCACAUGGUUGCAAUUCUGUUUUUGGUAGGACAGGGUUUAGAGAAACCUUCUGUGGUAUCAGAAUUGUUGGACGUGAAAAAGAAUCCAGGAAGACCAGCAUAUGAAAUGGCUACCGAUACUCCCCUCGUCCUCUGGGACUGCAUCUUCCCCCACGAAGACGACGCAUCUAGAACUGACGCCCUAGACUGGCAUUACAUAGGCGAUAGUCCGGGUUUCUCCGAGGGCAAAUACGGACAAGCAGGGUUGAUGGAUGAUCUCUGGAAAGUGUGGAGAGAGCGCAAGAUCGACUCGAUUCUCGCAGGCGAACUAAUGGGCAUAGUGAGUCGUCAAGGUAUUGAAGCACACGAGUUGAGCGGGGGAAAGGGUGGCAAGGGCAGGAGUCAGAAGGUUUUUGAUGGCAGUGAUGGUCCCCGGUUGACAGGGAAAUAUACAAGGGUUAUGGAUAAGACGAGGAUGGAACCCGUGGAGGUGGUUAAUGAGAGGUAUGUGCUUAGGAAGGGACUGGUGGCUAAGGAUCAGAAGAAGGGGUUUAGGAGGAUGGAGAUUGAGAGGGAUGGGGAUGUUGAGGGUAAGGGCAUGGGCAGUAAGAUAUGAUGAUAUUAGAUCUUCCGUCAAAAGUCAUCUAGAUGUUGUGUUUAUUUAGAUGUAUAAAAUUCGAACAAAUCA